This is a messenger RNA of Candidozyma auris, 1812 nucleotides long. RefSeq lists its product as uncharacterized. The transcript has a single exon. Lineage: Eukaryota; Fungi; Ascomycota; Pichiomycetes; Serinales; Metschnikowiaceae. The coding region runs from base 1 to 1812 and encodes 603 amino acids. The record is from RefSeq and is a predicted model, not a curated record.
AUGCUCGGAAUCCUCGAUCUUCUCAACUCGGAAGACGCUUCCGAGGCUUCCAUGAGCCAGCCUCCUCCCCCUGCGAGCGUUCCCAACCUGGAAGACCUGAGUAAAUCGGGUUCCAAAUCGCCUCUGUCAAUGUCCAUGAAAUCUGAGAUAUCCACGAGGUCGUAUAGAGUCUCGAAGCAAUUAUCUCGCUCCAGGGUGCAUCCCUCGCUUCUCAAGGCAAAAAGGCUUGUGGACAUUGCCCUAAGGCACAAGCUGGGUUCUCGUCGUCACCUCACGCCUGACCAAGGCUCCUCUAAAUUACACCUAAAGCUGUUAGAGGCGGGUCUUCGUGUUCGUCUCAUAUUAUCCUCAUCUAUCCAUGAAUUGUUCAAACUGCUCACUCCUCACACUGCUGGAAGAAGCUCCAUUGUACAUGUGUGCUUCGACCGUGACGAGCAGCGUUUGGUGGGGAGAAAUAUCACUGGUGAAGCAAAAGAAGAUAGAAACGGCCGCGGCCGUAAGACCAGUACCAGUUUCGAUGGUAUGCACAGCACCAACGGGUCUUCCAGUAGACGAUUCAGCAGCUCCACCAGCUCAGAGACGGGUUCCAUAAUAUCGAGCGACCAGCUCAGUGGCAAUGGAACACCAAACAUCGCUGCUACUUCCUCAAACGGAAGUCUCCCCAUCAAUGGCGCUUACAACGGUACCAAUGGAUCCAAUGGCAUUUAUAACGGAACCAACGGAUCCAAUGGGAGUCUUCAGGCUGCACCUUGGGAGGCUCGUCUGGACUCCACUUCGUCAUCCAGUCUGGCUGGUGAGGUGUCCAGUGACCUAGCAAGAGCUACCUUGAAUUCCAAAAAGGGGGACUCUCCGGUGUCUGUUCUGGAAGACGACUUCUCUAAUCCAUCAGACCUCACCCACUUGCUCUCUGCACCCAAUACUGGACCCAGAAAGCCAGUUCUGAAGAGAGUACGUCUCAUUGAUAACAAUUUGGUGAACUUGGCUGGUGUUUCCAGCAAAGUGCUUAAAUCGUUUCAAGUGGGCAAGGAGCACAGACUUCCACAGAUGCCCCUCAGCGACGACGGUGACGACAGACCAGAAAUGGUAACUACAUUCAACAAUCUCGAUACAGCGGUGAUGUCACUCUUCGGAAUCCGAACAUACUCUUUGGUGCGUGUGACGAGGUCUUCUUCCAACACCAGUGAUGGCUCAGUUUUGCUUAAGCUCGAAUGUGCUCAGCCUGGAGAUACAAGGCUUGUGGACGAUCAAGAGUUUAUGGAAGACAUGGUUGCCAGUCUUGGCAAAGAAGGGCAAACUCCAAACAACCUUUUCAUUAAAAAAGUGGUUGCACGUCCUCGCUACAAGAGCGAUAUGAAGAUUUACAUAGUCCCUACUGACAGAAAAGUGCUGCUUUACGUCGAUAAGAGAGUCUUUGAGCGUGAUCUUAUCAAUGGCGUUAUUGACAUGGAUUGCCCGCCAGACAGAUUCAUCUACACCACAUUCCCCGUGGAUGAUAUUUUGCUGGAAGUUAAGGAGAUGCUUCAAAAAAGUAGAGUUCUUGGUGAGCCCGAGAGUUCCGAGGCACCCGUGCCAAAUCAUAUCACCACCACCAACUUCACACCCAAGUGGAGCAUGGAAGCCGAGCUGCUGCCAUCGUCGCUGUCGCUUCCUCUGUUGGUGCUGAAUUCUACAGGCUCAACAAGCCUGGGUGGUGAAAGUACCCCCAGCGCUUCUGAUAGAGCCAAGCUCAGUUUGCUGAGCAUUCCCAAUGCCAAAAUGGAGCUGAUUGAGGAGCCCGAGGACCUCAAGUUCGAUACCUCAUACAUGGCGUAG